Molecule: messenger RNA, 849 nt
Organism: Cucurbitaria berberidis CBS 394.84
Lineage: Eukaryota; Fungi; Ascomycota; Dothideomycetes; Pleosporales; Cucurbitariaceae
Product: NAD(P)-binding protein
Exons: 5
Coding region: 1-849 (282 amino acids)
Cellular component (GO): cytoplasm
Molecular function (GO): oxidoreductase activity, acting on the CH-OH group of donors, NAD or NADP as acceptor
Source: RefSeq, a predicted model, not a curated record
AUGCGGAGACGCUAUGGGGAGAACCUAUCUACAGAUUCAAGUAUCACGGCUUUAAAGAAGGUUUCGAUCAUUACAGGACGAGCCUCUGGUAUGGGUCUUUCGACAAACCACAUCCUCGACCUCAAUCCCUCCACCGAUAACUCUGUCGCCUCCUCUCUCAAUCCCACGUUCCACGAGUGUAACGCAACAGACGAGGCAGCACUGGCUCAGAUAUUCGAACCCAUCUUCUUCGAAUCCAGUAGGCUAGACUUUCUCUUCGCAAACGCCGGGAUAGCUGAACGCGCAAAUUUAUACCACCAGCAAGAAGAAGGCGAAGAUGAACAGCUAUUACCCAUCGAGGGCAUGCAUACCCUCGUCGAUGUCAACCUCAAGAGUGUCAUCAUAACAACAUACCUUACGCUACACUACAUGCGCAAGCCCCCUAGCGACACAGAUAAAAGCAUCGUCAUGACAGCCUCUUGUGGCGGCCUGUACCCAUCGUACUAUAGCCCCAUAUAUGCAGCCACAAAGCAUGCCACGGUAGGCUUCAUGCGCUCCAUCGCACCCUUCUUCUACCACAAAGCUGGCAUUCGGGUCAACGCCAUCUGUCCCGGUGUGGUCAAGACGAACCUCCUGUCGAGCCAGGAAUGGGCUAAUUUCCCAGAAGAGUAUUUCACGCCUGUAGAAAGGAUUGCGGAGGUGGUGUGUAUUUUUGUCGAUGGCAAGGACUAUAGGCACACUAGAUGGGCUGUUGAUAUUUCUGGGGGACAUCAUUAUUAUCGCGAGAUGGUGCCGUAUGCUGAUGAGGCUAUGAAGGCCUUGAUGGGCUCGACCAACAUCAAAGUGCUGGACAACGUGCAACCAGCAUAA